GCUCCAGUCAACCGUCAGCUCACACAUCUCCAUCUUCUUCUUCUUCUUCCUUCUCCCAUUAAGUUUAACGCCGUCGAGCCCUACUUCACUAUACGCCCCCCUUUUCAGUGAAACUAAAACAACUCCUCUCUCUCUCUCUCUCUCUCUCUUUCUGAAUCUCUCUCCACACCAUUUCUUCUAUUAAGCUUCUUCUCUCUCCCUACCUCUUUCAGUAUGAAAUACAGAAGAAGUUUAUACCUGAAGUAAAAGAGAGAUGGAAGCCAUUUUUUGCAGAUUGUUUCUUCUCUUCUCGCUGGUUGUGCUGGUACAAUCUUCAUGCAAUAGCAGAGACCAAGAGCAUGUCUACAUAGCUUUCAAGUCAGUCUCAAAUUUCAACAUCUCUAUGCUCAAACGCCCAGUUCAGCUCAACUGUUCCCAUCCUCCAAUAAAGGAGCUAAACCUUUCGUCCAGAAGUCUCAGCGGGAUCAUUUCAUGGAAGUUUUUGAGGAACAUAUCUCAGCUGCAUACCAUUGAUCUCUCAAAUAAUUCUCUUCAAGGCUCCGUUCCAGGUUGGUUUUGGUCUAUUCAAAGUUUAACUCAAGCUGAUUUAUCAAAAAAUAGAUUUGGAGGGACCAUUGGUUUUGAAACCACCUCGGGAAAUGGUCCGUCUUCUUUGGUGCAGGUGCUUAAUCUCUCAACCAAUAGGUUCACCAACUUGGUUAAACUCUCUGGAUUUUCGAGGCUUAAAGUUCUUGAUAUCUCACACAAUGAUUUAAGAACUUUGCCGUCUGGGUUUACUAACCUCACCAAUUUAAAGCACCUUGCCAUUUCGAGCUGCAAAAUUUUAGGCAAUAUAAAACCCGUUUCGUCUCUUCACUCAUUGGAGUAUUUAGAUGUAUCAAAUAACUCCCUGAACGGUACUUUCCCUUCUGAUUUCCCUCCACUUGAUGCUCUCAAGUUCUUGAAUAUUUCACUCAACAAAUUCACAGGUUCCAUUGGCCUUGAGAAGUACCAAAAGUUCGGAAUAUCUGCUUUUAUUCAUGGUGGAAAUUUCAAUGGUUCCAAUACUUCAAAAACCCCAGGCAAUCACAUUCAUUUGCCACAUUCAAGAACCCCACCUCAUGAAAUUGUCCAAAAACACAACCCCGCCAAGAAACAGAAGAAAAGUGAUAAAUCCAAAUCAAAAGCCAAAGCUUUAAUUCUUGGUUUAUCAUGUUCAUCCGCUUUUGUUUUUGUAUCGGUGGCUGCUUUUAUCUUUUGCAUGUAUAGAAGGAAAAGAAUAUUAGCCAGAAGAAACAAAUGGGCAAUCUCCAAACCGGUUCAACAAAUACCCUUCAAGAUGGAGAAAUCAGGGCCGUUCGCUUUUGAGACCGAGUCAGGCACAUCAUGGGUGGCAGACAUCAAAGAACCAACCUCAGCUCCAGUGGUCAUGUGCUCCAAGCCAUUAUUGAACCUAACCUUCAAGGACCUGAUUGCUGCCACGUCACACUUUGGUAAAGACUCAUUGCUCGCCGAGGGCAGAUGUGGCCCCCUCUACAGAGCCGUUCUUCCAGGUGACCUCCACGUAGCAAUCAAAGUGUUAGAAACUGCCAAAGACAUUGAUCCUGAUGAUGCUAUAGCCAUCUUCGACGACCUAUCUAGGCUUAAACAUCCUAACCUGCUGCCUCUCUCCGGUUAUUGUAUUGCAGGACGGGAGAAGCUAGUUUUGUACGAAUUUAUGGCGAACGGCGACUUGCGUAGGUGGCUCCACGAGCUGCCAACGGGAGAACUUAACGUGGAGGACUGGAGCACUGACACAUGGGAGCAACACAACGGCACCGGGUCUCAUGUAUCCUCCCCGGAAAAAACAAACUGGCUCAUGCGCCACCGUAUUGCCACUGGUGUUGCUCGAGGGCUCGCCUAUCUCCACCACGUGGGGUCCACACACGGUCACCUUGUUGCCUCCAAUGUCCUUCUCGCGGAAAACUGCGAGCCCAAAAUCGCCGAUUCUGGGCUUCGCCAAAUCGGAUCCAAGAAUGUAGGAGAACGAAGUGAAAAUAACAAAAACAGCCCUGAGUCUGACGUUUAUUGCUUCGGUGCGGUUUUGAUUGAGCUUCUGACCGGAAAGGAAGGGACAGAAGAAUGUAUUAAGUGGGUCAGGAGGAUGGUAAAGGAAGGAGCUGCAGCGGACGCGCUAGAUUCACGAUUGACACUCGGUGCCGUUGACUCAGUGAGUGAGAUGGUGGAGAGUCUCCGAGUCGGGUACUUAUGCACGGCGGAAUCACCUGGGAAACGGCCCACCAUGCAACAAGUUCUGGGUUUGCUCAAAGACAUACGUCCGUCAGUGGACUUGAGUUAAUUUACUCAGUUAUUGAGGUUCACCCGCAGUGAACUCGCGUGGGGAUUCAACUUAAGUGAUUUUAGAGCGGGACCAUGUUUUUGUGAUGUACAGAGCAAAAAGAAAAGAAAAAGAAAAAUAAUUAAAAAAAUGGACAAAAAAGAAGCGGGGGUAAAUGUGUAAGAGAUAGGGCAGAGAAUCCCACUUAUUUCUUGUCUCGUAGAGUAACCCAUCAUCACUUUCUUUUUAAUCUUUCUUUAUUUAUUUUAACUUUUUUUUUUUUUUCUCAUCUUUGCGUUUCUUUUAAUUGCUUUAGUUAUGGAUAGAUAUAUUCCUUGUAUUUUAUUAAAGAAAAGAAAGAUACCCAUCAUCAGCCGUGCAUGUAAUGUUUUGUUUGGUUGUUUAGUUAAUGGAAUCAAAUAACAACUGUA
Molecule: messenger RNA, 2727 nt
Organism: Pistacia vera
Lineage: Eukaryota; Viridiplantae; Streptophyta; Magnoliopsida; Sapindales; Anacardiaceae
Product: calmodulin-binding receptor kinase CaMRLK-like
Exons: 2
Coding region: 254-2317 (687 amino acids)
Biological process (GO): protein phosphorylation
Molecular function (GO): protein binding; protein kinase activity; ATP binding
Source: RefSeq, a predicted model, not a curated record